Messenger RNA from Pelecanus crispus (Dalmatian pelican), 1860 nucleotides. NCBI's taxonomy places the organism in Eukaryota, Metazoa, Chordata, Aves, Pelecaniformes, Pelecanidae. The record is from RefSeq and is a predicted model, not a curated record.
AUGAGAAUCGACCAAGGGCUUGAUUUUUAUGCUAUUGGAAUCUAUCGGAGUUCUGUUGUUGAUUUCCAUGGGAAGCAGGACUGGGAAUCUGCAAUUAGAGUGGGUGUGCUGGAUUGUGGGGAAGAAGAGAACUAUGAGACGUGCAAAGAAUAUGGUAUUCACUAUUAUCCAACUUUUAGGUACUUCAAAGCAUUUACAAAGCAGUUUACUACUGGAGAAAAUUACAAAGGAGCAGAUCGAGAGCUGCAAACAGUUCGUCAGAUGAUGAUUGACUUCUUACAGAAUCAUUCCCAAGAAUUGAGACCGCCCGCUUGCCCGCCCUUGGAUCCAGUUUCGUCCAGUGAUAUUACUUCUCUUUUUGACAAGAACAGCCAUCAUUAUACUGCCAUUGUGUUUGAAAGUAAUAACUCCUAUGUUGGACGAGAGGUUAUCUUAGACUUGAUCCAGUAUGAAAACAUCGUUGUAAAGAGAGCGUUGAAUUUUGAUAAGCCUUUUCUUGAGAAACUUGGUAUCACCUCAGUCCCUUCAUGCUAUCUGAUGCAUCCAAAUGGAUCCCAUGGAUUAAUUAACAUUUUGAAGCCUCUACGGUCUUUCUUUUCUUCGUAUUUAAAGUCACUGCCAGGUGUAAGAAAAAAACUUCUUUUGCCACUUCAGCUACCUGUUCAAGAAAACAAAGAGAAGAGUACAGAAAUCAAGGUGUGGAAAGAGUUCGAUAAAUCUAAGCUGUACAUGGCUGACCUUGAAUCGGGAUUGCAUUACCUGCUCAGGGUAGAGCUUGCUACGCACAAGACACUUGAGGGAGCUGAGCUAAAGACCUUCAAGGAUUUUGUUACCGUCUCUGCCAAGCUUUUUCCUGGCCGUCAGCCUGUGGUGAAGUUGUUAGAGACCUUGCAAGAGUGGCUGGUGAGCCUUCCAUUAGACAAAAUCCCUUAUGAUGCUAUCCUAGAUCUGGUCAACAACAAAAUGCGGAUUUCUGGGAUAUUUCUCACGAAGAAGGUUCAGUGGGUCGGAUGUCAGGGCAGCAGACCAGAGCUGAGAGGUUAUACCUGUUCCCUUUGGAAGCUGUUUCAUACCCUAACUGUUCAAGCUGCGCUGCGACCGAAAGCUUUGAUAAAUACAGGUCUUGAAGACAGCCCCCAAAUAGUACUUCAGAUCAUGCGGAGAUACAUUCACCACUUUUUUGGCUGCAAGGCUUGCGCUCAGCAUUUUGAAGAAAUGGCUAAAGAGUCCAUGGAUUCUGUUAAAACCUUGGACGAGGCUAUUCUCUGGCUCUGGGAGAAACACAACGUGGUGAAUAACAGGCUCGCAGGUGAUUUGACUGAAGAUCCAAAAUUUCCCAAAGUUCAGUGGCCAACUCCAGACAUUUGUCCUGCAUGUCAUGAAGAAAUUAAAGGAUUACACAGCUGGAAUGAAGCCCAAGUUCUACAGUUCAUGAAGUAUCACUAUAACAGUGAAAAUAUUCUAUAUAAAUACGCUGAAAGCCAGACUGACUCCAGUGAAACUGAGCAGGGAGAUACAAGGGAGGUGAAAGACAAAAGUCUACUGAAGAAACCAAGUGGGAACAAAGAAAAUAAGAUCCAGGAUAAAGAAAACGUACCAGAUUCAGAACCUAAGGUGUUAGAUAAGCUAAUAGCAAAUCAUGGACCUGUCAAAGAUAGCGGUAAAAGCGCAGCUGGAUCAGCUAACUUUAAAGAGAUGAAGCAGGCCGUGUCUUUCUUAGGGAUUGGAUUUUCAAACAUAGACAUGAGUCUGUGUGUCAUACUAUAUGUAGCAUCAUCCUUAUUUUUAAUGAUCAUGUACUUUUUUUUCCGAAUGAGAUCUAAGCGGUGGAAAGUGAAGUAUUAUCGUUCAUCUGUAUAG